AUGUGGAAGGACGACGAACUGGAUGAGUUUGACGCCAGCCACGUAAAGUUCCAGAUGGAGGAGACGGAGGCGAGGCCGAAGGCUACUCUCCUGGAGGGGACGAAGCGGCUCUCGAACAGGCUUGCAACUGACUUUGGGGACGAUUGGGCGGGCAUGGACAUCGUGAAGAAGGAUGCUUUGGCCAUCGUCGCCCCCUGCGUCGACUUGGGCAUGACCUGGGACCCAAAGAGUGACUUCCUCCUCGCGCGCGUUGUCGGCUUGAUCUGCGGCAGGGAGCUUCGCGCUCGCCCCGACGCCGCGUGCGAGCUGGACGACGGGGUUUGGCUCGCCGUCGAUUCGAUGCCUCAGCACCUUGUCAUCCGCAUGGAGCAGGCGAUGACGGCGGCUAAAUUUGUGUUGAGCGAGGCAGCGAAAGCAGAGGUGGAACGAACGUGGGGGAGCGUCAUUCCCUUCUUGAGGAACUUCCAGCAGUGGGCGAACUUCGCCCCCGUGGAAGAUUUCGAACUACGCAGCGCGAAGCACUGGGCAACGGCAGCGGCGUACUCGCUCUCCAACAUGCCCUGGCGCUUCGUGAAUGCCGCGAAGGGGCCUGGCGCGUUGAAGGCGUAUGCCGAAUUCUACCAGCAGGACCGCUCAGUCACGGAGCACGUUAUACUAUGCUUUACCAAUGCAUGCGCCAAGAUCUCCACGCCCACGGGGAACGCGCCUGAAGCUGGUAGCAUGCAGUGCAUCCAGAAGUCCGCGGGCAACAAUUGCUACACCCACAUGAAAUGCAAGCCGGGCAACCACUUGACCUACAAACCGCCCGAGGACGAGCGGAAGAAGUUCAAGAUGGCAUUGACGACUGCGUUCGCGGGGGACCCCGAGGGCCGUCGCAUGGUCUACGCCAGCGACAUUCUCGGCCUUCUGGGGAAGCAAGAUACACACGUUUGCUUGUGCCACACAGGGAGCGGCGGCAAUUCCAAAUCUUCGAUCUCAGCCCUCCGCCACAACGUCUUCUCGGACACCCACAAGUACAUCCCCUCCACGUGCUUCGAGGAGGAGCACCGCAAGCAGGGCAUCAACUUUGCGUUCUGCCGAGCCGCUGCCAUGCAGGAGGCGUCCACGACGGCGGUGGUGCGUAGCGAAUUACUGAAGAACACGUUCUCGGGCGGAGAGUUCCCCGUGAGGCCGAACUACGGCGAGGUCACGCUCAUGGUCAACUUGCGGACCACUGCUUUCAAUUGGGAGUGCAACGAAGCUCCGCACGUGAAUGCCCCCCACACGAGCAAACUGGACUCAAUGACUAGGCGGUCGAGGGUAGUGGACUACUUCGCCACUUUCGAGGCAAACCCUGCGAAGGUGAAUGUCCUGGAGAAGCGGUUCCAAGACGACCCAACCGUGUUUGAGUUGUUCACGUCGCCUAUGGGGAGAUACAUUUACUUGCACGACGAGUUGUUUCCUUUCUUGAACAAGUGCGGCAUCGACAGGGUGCGGGGGUAUAUGUCGCAGCCGUCAGAGCACCAGCUCAAGAGAGUGCAGGCGUUCGUGGCCGAUAUGGUCGGCGCGACUGCCCCGUGGGAGAACCCAGCGGAUGCCCCUGAAACUUCGAGUUCGAACUUGCUGCUGAACAUCCACACGUUGCAGGACCAGAUCUGGAUAUGGGGCGCCGUGCUGCAGGGGGAAGCCCGCGCGCAUUUCAUGUUCCGCAUCUUGGAGCGCCCCGCGGACGCGAAGGACGGCAAGCCCCGCGGGCACGAGGAGAUGCUGGACAACCUUAACAUGCUCAACUUCGGCAAGGGCGGCAUCUUUGUGUCGGACAAAUGGGGCGCGGCCAUAUCAUCCGUGAAGGUCAUUCGCCGCCAGGAGGGGCUCACGCAGAGCGCCCUGCGCCACGAGGUAGUGAAUCACGAUGAUGGCGGGAUCGUCAACGCCAAAGGAUUCACCGCCAACGCCAUCGAGAGCAAGUGGGGCAUCCUGAAGAGGUGGUUGAAGUCCGAGUAUGGCGGCAAGCUCCCGAACUACAAGGACCGCGUGAAGUGGCGCUACGCGAUUAACGAAUACCAGGCGCGCUGCUACCUCAGCAUGGGCCACGCGCUGAUGGAUGAGAAGUACUACUACGUGCCUCUCUCCAAAGGUCUGCGCAUUUUUGCCAUUGCGUGA
Messenger RNA from Prorocentrum cordatum, 2142 nucleotides. NCBI's taxonomy places the organism in Eukaryota, Dinophyceae, Prorocentrales, Prorocentraceae. The record is from the annotation of a GenBank genome assembly.